Drosophila navojoa is the source of this 1914-nucleotide messenger RNA. It is a transcript of the gene Gyg, whose product is annotated as glycogenin 1. NCBI's taxonomy places the organism in Eukaryota, Metazoa, Arthropoda, Insecta, Diptera, Drosophilidae. The record is from RefSeq and is a predicted model, not a curated record. Gene Ontology annotation, molecular function: glycosyltransferase activity.
ACAAUAGUUAAACAAAAUAAAACAAAUACAAAAUGAGCAAGUUCGCCUGGGUUACCUUGACGACAAAUGAUAACUAUGGGCUGGGCGCCCUGGUGCUGGCACAUUCGCUCAAGCGCGCCGGCACCGCCCACCAGCUGGCUGUGCUGGUGACGCCCACCGUCUCGGAGGCGAUGCGCGACAGACUGAAGGACGUGUACAAUGUUGUACAAGAGGUGAAUGUCCUUGACUCACAGGAUGCUGCCAAUCUGGCGCUUCUCGCCCGCCCCGAACUGGGCGUCACCUUCACAAAGCUCCACUGCUGGCGUCUGGUGCAGUUCGAGAAGUGUGUCUUCCUCGAUGCCGACACGCUGGUACUGAAGAACUGCGAUGAGCUGUUCGAGCGUGAGGAACUCUCCGCUGCUCCAGAUGUCAGCUGGCCAGACUGCUUCAACUCGGGCGUUUUUGUGUUCACGCCCAGCGUGGACACCUUCACCAAGAUCACAGAGUUUGCCGUGCAGAACGGCAGCUUCGAUGGCGGCGAUCAGGGUCUGUUGAAUCAGUACUUUGGCGACUGGGCGACCGCAGAUAUCAAGAAGCAUUUGCCAUUCGUCUACAACGUGACGGCCUAUGCUUCCUAUUGCUAUUUGCCCGCAUUCAAACAGUUCAGAGAUAAGAUUAAGAUUUUGCAUUUCGCUGGCAAAUUGAAGCCAUGGCUCAUACAGUUCAACUCUCAGACAAAGACCGCUGCCACGCCCAACGAAUAUGCCCAUGCGCAAGACCUUAUCCAACACUGGUGGACCAUCUUCUGUGAUAAUGUGCAUCAGUCUCUGACCGACAAUAUGUGUCUCUGCUUGAACAUAACGCACUCGUCGAGCUAUGCUGAAUAUACUUACGAUAUGGACAGCUACUAUCAUGAGCAAGAGCAAGAGCAACAACAACAACAACAUCAACACCAACACCAUCAGCAACAGCCACAGCAAUAUGUGCCGCAUGUCCGUGAAUAUCGUGAUCCCUGGGCAGAUUACUAUGAGCAAGUGGAGCGACAACAAAAUGAACCCGAACCACAAGCCGAACCCGAACCCGAACCACAAUUCGCUCCGCAUGAGCAGGUCGAGAGAAGAGGAAGUUGGAGCCAGUGUCAGAGCGAUGCAUGUCCCAGACCCAUAUCACCAUCACCUCAAGCACCACAAGCGCCACACGCACCUCAAGCACCACCACCACCACCGCCACCACCACCACAACAACAACAAACAACAACAACCACUGCCAAUGAAGAGUACAUAGCAAUAGAUGUAAAUAAUAGCAAUGAGCAAGCGCAAGCACAAGAACAACCCACCCACGAACCACACUCGAACCACCACCCAAAGACACAAACUACCUCAAAUCACAAUACACAAACUGAAGAAGCCGCAGAAGCCGUCGAAGCUGAGGCUGGCCUCGCCGGCGCAUUGGCGCAGCUGCGCAUCGGCGCGCAGCGCACACCUGAACAGGAGCAGUACGAGAAUCUGAUGCGUCGCCAGUGCUGGGAGUCGGGACAGAUUGAUUAUGCGGGCGCCGAUGCGUUCGACAACAUCUGGAAGAAGAUAACCCAGACGCUGGAGGCCAAGCCGGACAAGGAGGCGGAAACUGGUAGUUCAUAGAUACGAAGCUAAUAUAUGUAGUGAACAGACAAACAACAACAACAACAACAAAUCGUUAUUUAUGUGUGACCACAGACAAGUCCUCACACACACACACGCACACACACACACACUCAACUGUGUCAAGUUAAAAGUAGAAAAUGAAAACAGAAAUUAAAGCCAAGUGAUGUCAAGUGUCAUGCAAAAUGCCAUAUUUAAUUGCUAGACACACACACAUACACACACACACACACACGCACACUCGGGCAUGGUUUGUAGCCUAGUUAGCAGCAGUAGCACAUAUCAUAAAAUUGAA